AUGUACAUGUGUGUGCAUGUGUGUAUAUGUGUGCGAGAUGAAAGACGCCCUUCAUUUCAUUCCACACAACAGACCAAGAAUUUCGCACAGAAGAGAAAAAAAACAGUUAAAAAGGCGCCAGGAUUAUAUGCAAAAGAGAAACAGCCGGGAAAAGGCCAGGCUACGUAUGAGCUCUAG
Molecule: messenger RNA, 177 nt
Organism: Plenodomus lingam JN3
Lineage: Eukaryota; Fungi; Ascomycota; Dothideomycetes; Pleosporales; Leptosphaeriaceae
Source: RefSeq, a predicted model, not a curated record